This is a messenger RNA of Grammomys surdaster, 3308 nucleotides long. It is a transcript of the gene Slc26a6, whose product is annotated as solute carrier family 26 member 6. Gene Ontology annotation, molecular function: secondary active sulfate transmembrane transporter activity; bicarbonate transmembrane transporter activity; chloride transmembrane transporter activity. The transcript has 21 exons. The record is from RefSeq and is a predicted model, not a curated record. Bases 842 to 3049 code for a protein of 735 amino acids. NCBI's taxonomy places the organism in Eukaryota, Metazoa, Chordata, Mammalia, Rodentia, Muridae. Gene Ontology annotation, biological process: transmembrane transport. Gene Ontology annotation, cellular component: membrane.
GCACGUCCUAGCGGUGGAGCUGGAAGCCGGCCUCGUUCUCGGCCUGGCGCCACCUUCUAGCCGGUAGUGACCUCCUGGGGGAGCUGUCUGAAAAGCAGCACACGAGCUACCCUCUGAGGGCCAUGGGACUGCCCGAUGGGUCCGGUGAGUUGCAGGGCGCAGCCCAAAUUCCGCGUGUCCGCGAAGCGCUAGUAGUUCUGUGACUCCCGGCCUGGCUCAAUUCAGGAAGGAGCCGCCAAAUCCCCGGCAGGCAUUUUCCGCCUGCGGAGCCUUAGUUUACUGCCUUGCCGAUUUUCCGCAGAAGGUUAUCCGUCAGCAGCGAGGGAUGGGGGCGGGAUCCCGCGCGACCCCUGCUCUUGAGGGUUGUACUGAACGUCCCUGGAGUGCUAAUAAAGGCGCUGCAGGGAAGUUGCUGCCUGCCAAGGAGCCCAGGCACGGGAGGUGUGCCAGCUGGGCGCGUUGGGACUGGGAGAGAAACGGCUGCAAGACAGGCUCUAGCCAGGCGGUGGACCAGCAGCGGCCUGAGUCGGCGGGGUAAUGUUCACUCUUGUCACUGCCGGCCUUUGCGCCCUCCCAAAGGGAGGUGCCAAGCAUCAAGGCUCCGCCCCUCAGGCGCGUGCUGCCUGGUAAAGGGAGGGAGCCCUUUAAGAAGACUUGAGAGAUCUUGAAGGAGGGGAGAGGGGCCUCUGAGAUCUCCUGGAGUCGGCGGCGGUGCAGAGAAUCUCUGAAGAUCCUCCUUGCGUCUGCACUGCUCCCUCCUCCGAUUGGACACCCAGGUUAGAGGGUCUUCCCAGACCACGGGACACAGCAGACGGAGGCACUCCUGUCUGCAGCCCAAGAAAUGGAGCUGCAGAGGAGAGACUACCAUGUGGAAAGGCCGUUGCUGAACCAGGAGCAGCUAGAGGAUCUGGGGCACUGGGGCCCAGCGUCGAAGACCUACCAGUGGCGAACUUGGUUUCGAUGCUCCCGUGCUCGGGCCUAUUCUCUUCUGCUCCAGCAUGUUCCAGUCUUGGGCUGGUUACCCCGGUAUCCUGUGCGUGAAUGGCUCCUGGGUGAUCUGUUAUCUGGCCUGAGUGUGGCUAUCAUGCAGCUUCCUCAGGGCUUGGCAUAUGCUCUUCUGGCGGGAUUGCCUCCUAUGUUUGGCCUGUACAGUUCUUUCUACCCGGUUUUCGUCUACUUCCUGUUUGGUACCUCUAGACACAUCUCUGUGGGAACCUUUGCUGUAAUGUCUGUGAUGGUGGGCGGUGUGACAGAAUCUCUGACAGCAGAUGAGUCCUUCCAGCAAAGUUUGAAUGCCACACUUGAUGAUGCCCGUGUGCAGGUGGCCUACACACUCAGCUUCCUGGUUGGCCUCUUCCAGGUGGGGCUGGGCCUGGUUCAUUUCGGCUUCGUGGUCACCUACCUGUCAGAGCCUUUGGUCCGCAGCUAUACCACGGCUGCGUCUGUGCAAGUCCUCGUCUCUCAGCUCAAGUAUGUGUUUGGCAUCACUCUCAACAGUCACUCUGGGCCACUGUCCGUUAUCUAUACAGUGCUGGAGGUCUGUGCCAAGCUGCCUGAGACUGUGCCCGGCACCGUGGUCACAGCGAUCGUGGCAGGGGUGGUGUUGGUGCUGGUGAAACUGCUGAAUGAGAAGUUGCAUGGCCGUCUGCCCCUGCCCAUCCCUGGGGAACUACUCACGCUCAUUGGUGCCACUGCUAUUUCCUAUGGUGUGAAACUGAAUGGCAGGUUCAGGGUCGACGUGGUGGGCAACAUCACCACAGGGCUGAUACCCCCAGUGGCACCCAAGACGGAGCUGUUCGCAACGCUCGUGGGAAAUGCCUUUGCCAUCGCUGUGGUGGGCUUCGCCAUCGCCAUCUCACUCGGAAAGAUCUUUGCCCUGAGGCAUGGCUACCGUGUGGACAGUAACCAGGAGCUGGUAGCCCUUGGCCUCAGUAACCUCAUUGGAGGCUUCUUCCAGUGCUUCCCCGUGAGCUGCUCCAUGUCUCGGAGCUUGGUACAGGAGAGCACGGGAGGUAACACACAGGUUGCUGGAGCCGUGUCUUCCCUUUUUAUCCUUCUCAUUAUCGUCAAACUUGGAGAACUCUUCCGAGACCUGCCCAAGGCCGUCCUGGCAGCUGUUAUCAUUGUGAACCUAAAGGGCAUGAUGAAGCAGUUCUCUGACAUCUGCUCUCUCUGGAAGACAAACCGAGUGGACCUGCUAAUCUGGCUGGUGACCUUUGUGGCCACGAUCCUACUGAACCUGGACAUCGGCCUGGCAGUCUCCAUAGUGUUCUCCCUGCUGCUCGUGGUGGUCCGAAUGCAGCUGCCCCAUUACUCAGUCCUGGGGCAAGUGCCAGAUACGGAUAUUUAUAGAGACGUGGCAGAAUACUCGGGGGCCAAGGAGGUCCCCGGUGUGAAAGUCUUCCGCUCCUCAGCCACCAUGUACUUUGCCAACGCUGAGCUCUACAGUGACUCACUGAAAGAGAAGUGCGGUGUGGAUGUUGACCACCUUAUCACCCAGAAGAAGAAACGAAUCAAAAAGCAGGAGAUGAAGAUAAAGCGAAUGAAGAAAGCCAAGAAGUCCCAGAAACAGGCUGCUUCUUCCAAGAUCUCCUCAGUUUCUGUCAACGUCAACACCAGCUUUGAAGAUGUCAAAAGCAAUGACGCUGAGGGCUCUGAGGCCAAGGUGCACCGAGGGGAGGAGCUGGAGGAUGUAGUCGCCAGCAAUCAAGAAGAUGCCAGGGCCCCAGCCAUGACCUCACUGAAGUCCCUGGGCCUGCCUCAGCCAGGCUUUCAUAGCCUCAUCCUGGACUUGAGUACCCUCUCCUUUGUGGACACUGUGUGCAUUAAGAGCCUGAAGAAUAUUUUCCGUGACUUCCGGGAGAUUGAAGUGGAAGUGUACAUUGCAGCCUGUUACAGUCCUGUGGUCACCCAGCUUGAGGCUGGAAACUUCUUUGAUGAAUCUAUCACUAAGCAGCAUGUCUUUGCCUCUGUCCAUGACGCUGUGACCUUUGCCCUCCACCACCGGAAGUCUGGCCCUAAGAGCCCUGUUUUGGCCACCAAACUCUGACUUUGCUGCAGGAGACUGCCUACCUCUGGAGGUUGUGACAGGUCACCCUCAUGAACCCCCUGCCUCUGGGCCACUUCCAGGUGCCACCUGGGACUCCGUUCCAUGUACCUGUACAUACGACUCAUGGAUGGAUGCCCUUGGACUCCAAGUUCAGUGCUACAGGCCUGGAGCAGGGUAUUGCAGUCAGGCUGGGCUUGGCUGGGUGCUGGAAAGGAGCUCAUGUGGGUUUACAGCUUUGGGAAUAAAUGUGUCCGUCCAA